GUAUCUAAACGACAGAUAUCAGUUAAUUAGAAUUAGAAUUAUAUGGCGGGUUGGUGUACUAAUAAUGGAUACAAUAUUUGGAACAACGAAACGAGACUAAACACUUAUGGAAUAUAAAGAAUUAGAGAAGGACGUUGCCCAAGAAGAUAUCAGCCAUGAAGUUCAAGAUAUUUCAAUGAAGAAAAUGAAAUUAAAAGAUCCCGACGACGGAACAAAACUAGACGACAAAGAAAACAAUGGAACGACACAGCAUAUGACAAUAACUAAACACAGAACAAUGAAAGACAAGAACAUCGGUCGAAAAAGACAAUCCACACCUGAAAAACUUCCUUAUGCUCUACCACAAAGACGUCACAGCAAAAAUAACGGAAAAUCAUUAAAAAAGACUUCAAAAAAUACAGAAAUAACAACUAAUUCAACACGGAAAUCACAUUCACCAAAAACUGAAUAUUUAUCGGUGGACGAAAACCAAGAUAUCGCUAAAUCCGUGCAGCAAAGUUUCCCACAAAAUCAAGAAGGCGAUAUGAUAGACAAAGAUAUUUCUAUCGCUGCUAAUAAAGCCUUAAAUAAAACUUUGUCAAAUGAGGUAAUUGCAAAUGGGUUUUCUGAGGAAGAACGUAGCUAUAUUGAACUUGAGGCAGUGAACGAGCUAACGAAUGGAAAUAUACUGGAUAAUAGCACUGUGUGUCACAACAAUGAGCCUGCGGAUGCAAAGGUGCCAACAAACGAAAAAAACUCAAACGGAAUAAAACCCGUUCAUAACGGACGGAUUAAACAUCUCGUAAAUGCCACAAAUGACGACGUUACGCCACCAAAUAACGACUUUCAAUGCCACGAGAAACUGUCAGCUAUAGAAGAAAACGCCACAGGCGAUACCGAUUCUUCUGCGACUAUAGAUAGCGACAGCUCUCUGACAAAAACGACUGCGGGAGGAACUAACGUAAAUGCAGUGAACGUGCCAAAAACACCUGCCGUUUUGAAUUACAAAAUGAAAUGGGCGGGAUUGUCAACCAGAGCUCUUACGAAAGAAAAUGCUCAAAAACAGACGAACAGAACUAAUAUAUUAAUUAGCGCUACUGAACCUACGGGCAGUAAUAACGCAUCGACUGAGACAACGUCGAAAGCAGAUUCAAAAGCAGAAGGGAACGCCGCCGUCAGAAAAGUUUCCUUAGCAAUGAACGCAUUUAAAAAACCAACCAAAGAAAUACCAAGGCCCUCGGCGACGAUGUGGCAACAUGCGGUACGCAGAGUAGCAAGAUAUCAACAUAUUGGAACAACACACAUCAGUGCAGAAGCUGAAACAAUACAAAGUUUUAACAGAGAAAUCCUCAAAAGGAAGACAACACUUCUAAACCUAUCAUCCCCUCACAACACUGAAGAACAAAAUGGCCAAUCUCACAACAGAGUGAACAGGAUCGCGCCGGGAUCAUUCUCCACAACUGACGAUGAAAUAAAUACUUACAGACAAACAAUCAUAGACGAAGAUGUCCUGCCAAGACAAUUUAAUAAAUCAUACAGACUCGGAUAUUUAUUGAACGCGGUUAUUUUGCCUACAUUUCGUAACUCAUUCAAUGGCGUACUGGAAGAUAUUUACAACAGAUAUUUCUUUAUGGAGAAGCGAGCUUCGCUCAUUGCAUUAAUUAUUUUGCUAUUGAUAAAUAAGAUCAUCAUGUUGUCUUACCGUGUGUUUACUGAUGUAUCAAAUAUCGCUUAUAUAGUAGUUUCAGUUGUAACGUUGCUUUGUUUUAUUGUCAUCAUAAUUCUAACAUUUCGGAACUCUUCUCCGUCGUUCAAAUCGUCUUGGGUAAAAUUACAAAUCUAUGGAAUAUUCACGUGGUUGAUCAUGAUCGCGUUUGGACAAUUUGAUAUUUAUUAUUCAACGAACGAGCAACGAUCGUAUCUAUCGUUUGUUUCUGAGGGAAUGCCGAUCCUACUGUGUUUCACUUUUGUUACUUAUACUAUGUUACCUGUACCUUUAAUUUGGGCUGCUUGCAUGGCGCUAAUCCAAUCAUUAUUGGAGAUACUGGGCCGUACACUCUGCUACGCCGUGGCAACUAGUGGAGAUAGUAUAACUACAUUGACUACAGACCCUAGUACCACCACAGAGACUAUUUUAACUAGAGACAUGGAUUCAAUAACUGAAGAAAACGUGGCAAAAUCAUCGAAUUUAACACUUUUAAGACUAUUUUCUGCGCUUAUUAUAACUGCAACGAUUCAGCCGGACGUAAAGAUAACAGGAUAUAUGGCAAAUAACAUUAUUAAUUCCCACGAGCAAAACUUACUAACAUCAGCAAAUGGCGACGACAAAUAUUCAUUGCUGAGUUACGCCAAAAACACAGAUUUUCCUAAUUAUAUCGAUACUUUGAAUCUAACAGCAAAGGAAUAUAUUUCGCGUUAUGACAUGAUUCCUCGAUCGGAUUCUAAUGAAACUAAUUAUAAUUCAAACUUUGUUUCUGUCGACUCCAACACAUUUGCAAGGUUUGUUAUUGGUAUGGUGCUGGUAACCUUGUGCGCCCACAUCGCUGGGAUUUGGACGAGUUUUUUAAUGGAUCGGGCCCAAAGACAAACUUUUAUUGAAACACGACAAUGCAUAAAAGCGAGAUUGAAACUCGAAAGGGAGAAUUAUAACCAGGAACGAUUGAUAUUGUCCGUGAUUCCUCGCUUCAUAGCCCUGCAGAUGAUCAAUGACAUCUCCGAAGUCGACAACGCAAAACUACCCGGAUCUCCCAUCAUGAGGACGACGUCGCGUGUCCACUCUGACCAAAUUAACAAAAUUUAUAUCAAAAAAUAUGACAAUGUCAGUAUCCUGUAUGCCGAUGUGAAAGGUUUUACUGAAAUGUCGACUAUUCUUCCGCCUCAAAGAUUAGUUGCAACCUUGAAUGAAAUGUUCGCCAGAUUCGACAGGUUAGCACAAAAGCACAACUGCCUACGGAUUAAGAUACUCGGAGACUGUUAUUACUGCGUGUCCGGAAUUCCUGAACCACGCCCAGAUCACGCCCACUGUUGUGUGGAAAUGGGACUUGAUAUGAUUGAAGUUCUGAACAGAAUUGAAGAUAGUGGAAAUAAAAUGCAAAUGAGAAUAGGCAUUCACACCGGAUCAGUUCAAUGCGGUGUCCUUGGACUUCGAAAAUGGCAAUUCGAUGUUUGGUCGAAUGAUGUUAACAUAGCAAAUGCAAUGGAAUCAGGCGGAGUACCAGGGAGAGUUCAUAUAUCUGAAGCUGUGUAUAAAUGCUUGUCAGGAGAUUAUGAGGUUGAAGACGGUCGAGGCGGUACUCGAAAUCGCUUCCUGAGAGAGAAUAACAUCAAAACUUAUCUCAUAGUAGAUCGGUACGACCAGCAACCGAUCCGAUUACAGGAGAACAAUGAUAACGAUUCAAGAAGCUCGACCCCGAGUUAUAAUCGUCGAUCAUCAUCACCAGUACCUUUCCAAUACAGUCACCAUAACCCGAUUAUACAAGUUCACAACGAGACAGGAAGCCUAACAAGCACAUCUGCUUUGAUUAACGGAAAUGAUACUUCAAGUAUGGAUCGGUUCCAACAGAAACGAGGAUCAACAUCAACUGUUCAGAGCGUUCCCUCUCCAACCACAAAAACAAUGCUUCAUAUACCACAAGAAUAUCCGGCCACACCAAGCAGACAACGAGUACCUUCCAUCAUAAUUAACCAAAUACCAGAGGUGCGGAUGACAAAGUCGUUUUCCAACGGAAACCUAUCAAACGGUGCGGCAGUCAAAAAUAAUGAAUACGACAGCGAUACUUCAUCUGUCUCAUCGACUGCACGAAGAAGGUGGAGAAUGCCUAUAAUGAUAUUGAAAAUGUUCGGUCGUAAAAAUCGUAAACGAAGCGACGAAGAAACCGGAAGUGAUGUCACUAUCAACGGAAAUGAUGUAAAGAACCCCCCGCAUAGCCCGCGAGUCGUAAACGGAUAUGAAAAGACUAGAUUGGAAUCAAAAUCUUCUCUAACACCGAAUAUGUUUCCGAAAUUGUCAUUCAAGCAUCGAAGGAAUCGUUCGUUUACGGAAAAGGGAUGGAAACCGGAAUUGCCGUUUGAAAAUUUACUCACAAAUGCAAAUGUGAACAAGAAACGACGGAAAAAGACUGCUUCAGCUUUCAAAGAUGUGACGUCACUGGGAAUAUUACCUCAUAAUUUGGCUCCAACGAAGCAAAGGAAAUCUGAUUAUGACGAAAUAAAUGACAGAAUGCUAAGAAGUAUCGACAAUCAAAAUUAUAACCAACUAGGGAAAGAACAUAUCAGAGAUCUCACAAUCACCUUCAAUGACGAAGAUCUUGAAUUAAAAUUCUCUCAACUUCGAGAUGAAUUGUUCAAAUCGAAUCUGGUGCUCUCAUGUCUAGUGGUUGCUUUCAUACUUGCUAUUGAAGCUUGUAUACCUGCAUCAGUAUAUUUUCUUGUCUACAUCGAUGUUGCUGUAUUUUUUGUCAUCUACGGAUUACUGAUGUUCAUGACUGUGGCUGAAGAUCAUACCAGUCUUCCAAGGUUGAUACGACAUGCUUCUUCUUUUAUUCAGGAAUCACUCCUAAUAAGAUAUCUCGUCAUUUACAUCGCACUUCUGCUCAAUCUGAUCAUUGCUAUAAGUGGAAUGUUUACUUGUCUCCAAGCCAAGGGCGAUGAAGCUCUCCAAACACAAAUAACGAUAACGUGUCACGAGACAAAUAUAUCUAACACGAUAAUACAUUAUGAGGUCGGUGAUGCGGCUGUCUGCAAUAAUCCUAAUUUCUUUCUGUACAACGGUCUUUUGGUGCUGAUAACGUGCUCUGUCUUCCUUCGAGUUCACAAUUUUGUCAAAUUAAUGAAUCUUGCUGUCGUAACGUUGGCGUAUGGGCUUAUUAUACUCGUGUUUUUGCCUGAAAUUUUCACAAAUUUUGAAAGAAAAAGAUUGCUUCAAGCGGAUCCAUGCAACACGCUUGGAUAUGCGUACGCUGAAACAGCACUUGGAUUAGUUUUCAUAUUUUUGUUCGGGAUCACUGUUUAUUAUCAAAGUAGAAGAAUUGAAUACACAACAAGACUGGACUUUUUAAGAAAACUUGAGGCCAAAGUUGAGGUGGAAGGUAUGAAGAAAUUACGGCGUCAUAAUUAUGAAUUAUUACGUAAUAUACUUCCGGAUCACGUAGCAUCUCACUUCCUAUCGAGGUCAAUAUACGAUGAGGGUCUCUACAGUCAAAGUCAUGAUUGUGUCGGAGUUAUGUUUGCUUCCAUUCCUAAUUACAAAUGCGGAGAUAACUCCAUAAGUCAAGAUAUCGAUGGUUUGACUCUGCUGAAUGAAAUUAUUUUCGAUAUCGACCAGUUGAUUGGUCAAGAGCGUUUCCGCUGUCUGGAAAAGGUCAAAACAAUCGGAAGUACAUACAUGGCUGCUUCCGGGUUGACCCCUCACAAUAUAAUGCAAGCAGUACCAACAUCGAAUAUACCACGAUCAAGUUUCGCAGAAGAUUCCUCAUCGAAUGAAAUUCAGUUCCCAACUCGAAGCGAGGACGGAAACGAAGAAUACAAGACUAUAUCAGUAAAAGCGAGCGAUAUUAGCCACCUUUGCAUGCUGGCUCAUUUUGCUCUCCUGUUACAGAGAGUGAUAGCUGAUAUCAAUGUUCAUUCGUACAGUAAUUUCAACUUGAGAGUUGGCAUUGCAUUUGGACCAGUAGUGGCAGGUGUAAUUGGUGCUCAAAAACCACAGUAUGAUAUUUGGGGGAAAACUGUCAACCUUGCCAGCAGAAUGGAGAGUACAGGAGUACCUGGACAGAUACAGGUCCCGGAAGAGAUGUGUCAAGUUCUAAAAGAUCGCGGAUUCCAUUUUUCACAACGAGGAAAAGUUCGGGUAAAAGGCCUCGGAUCGGUUCGAACACACUUCCUUACUGGGUGCACUCCAGAGGCCGCAAAACACGCCGGAGUUGACCGAGCUCUCUCAGACUUGGGUACAGGAUUCGGUGCAGAUGGGAACCUUCAACUCGGCGACGCAGCGGCAAAUGGAGGUCACCAUUCACUCGCACAAGUUGUCUUCAGUUUGGUUCAAGCUCGACAAAGACAUAAAAGAUACGGUGCGGCUUCUGGCAGAACAAGUGGAAGUUGUAAUGAAAGUGUAAGCAAUACUGCGACAGAAUGUUGAAGAUUCAAUUUGAUGCGUUGAUCGCUCUCCUCAGACGAGGUGAUCACAUUAAUUACCAGAAGACGAGUGAAAGAUGAAGUGCUACCGCGAACUCAAGACGGCUUGCAAAAGUGGAAGGAUGAACAAUGAAAGUACCAAGUGGGCAAAGCGUUGAUUGCCAUGAUAAGCGUUUGAAUGAACGAAUUUUAUAAGCGUACUUAGCUCGCAAUGAUUGUUAAAUCCGGUAUAUUGGGAAGCGACUGUCAGCAACUGUGAUGCGUUUUUUUUACAUCGACAUUUGUUUACUUACUUCAUGUUCAAAAUAACUAAUUGCGACUUUAUCGGCUUCUGUGAUAUCAUUCGGAGUAGUACUUGAUUCGGCGCUCCAGAAGUGUAAGUACCAAUAUGGAGGUAACUAAUUUUGUCCGCCUACUUUACAUCAAGUUGUGUGGAGAAACAGAAGCCUGUGGGCAGGGGGUAUAUUCACGUGGCUAACACAGAUAGUCUCCGAACUCGUUAUGGAACUAAAAAAAGAAAAAUCGGGAUAAAACUAUGCCCUAACCUAGUACACACACUACGGGAGUACCAGAGAAAUAAAACAUUCCCCAAAUACAAUUAACAUAAAGAUAAUUGUUUUUUAUUAAUAUAUAUAUAUAUAUCUGUUCUUUGCAAAACAUAGCAAAUAAAUAGCGCUGAAUAAAACUUUUUUAAUUUCGCCCCAGUCUAUGGUCUCGACUGGUUUGAUACCCUGGCAUAUACUGGCAUUUGUACUGAGUGGAUAAUUUUGAAUCUUUUGUAAUCUGAGUUCCUAAUGAUUUUACUUUUUGUUAUCAAGCACCUAUUUAUAACGCACGUUCUGAAAAUUCUUGUCUAUUUUUAAACUUUUUUCUAUAUAAAACACAAGUCUGCUGGUCGC
This is a messenger RNA of Styela clava, 7007 nucleotides long. RefSeq names its product adenylate cyclase type 2-like. Gene Ontology annotation, biological process: intracellular signal transduction; cAMP biosynthetic process; adenylate cyclase-activating G protein-coupled receptor signaling pathway. Gene Ontology annotation, molecular function: adenylate cyclase activity. Gene Ontology annotation, cellular component: plasma membrane. Lineage: Eukaryota; Metazoa; Chordata; Ascidiacea; Stolidobranchia; Styelidae. The record is from RefSeq and is a predicted model, not a curated record.